AGGGGGGCUGCGCUGGUCCGCGAGGCGAGGUUAAGCCUCGAAAGGCAGAUUUUCUCAGUUCGUAAUGGGCACAAAGGGUUGCUUCUAAUAGUUUCUUAGGAAAGCGUAGGAUCGCCAGACCGCCUCUCCCGCUUUCCCUAUCGCAGUAAAUGGUUGCGUGGCUGAGACGAUUGAAGUGUUUUAAAAACUAGAUGCGCCCGGGAUGCUGUCAUAUUGUCGGUUUAAGCGACUCUGGGAUUUUUUUUUUUUUCCCUCAUUAUUGGUGUAAGGACUCGAAAAAUGGGUUUUUCUAGCACGAGACACAUAGUGGAUUUAUGUAGGUUUUCAACAUUGAAGUGAUCUGAUUUCAGCGGGCGAUGUGGUCUUGCAAAGAAACGGACACUUGUGCACGUGCUGGACAGCUGAACUAUUCAGUUGGAGCUGGUUCUCUAGGCUCAGCUGACUGCUCUUUAAAAUUCCUACUAGACCUUGUGGAGGUUGUAUUCUUAAUUGAUAAGCAGUGAUGAGAGCUGAUUUUUAAUACUCUAUCCCGUCGCAAGUUUUCGUUGCAAUUACUGUAAAUUCUUCUUUGUCUAGAUGAAAAGCAGUACUUGGUACGAUAACAUACUGUUUAAAGUAUUAAUACCUGUUGGUUCGUGUGUAUGAUAUACACAUAAUCAUAAUUUUAUACCCAUUUACUUUGACUCUAAAGUUGGAAAAUUAGGAGCAGUAAUAAUGAGCAAUGUUGAACAGUGAUUGUUUGCCAAGCCUAUGCCAAAUGAUCUACAUGAUUUAUCUCAAUCUUAAGGGAUAGCUUUUUGCAUAAAGCAUAGGUUGCUAAAAAAUACUUGAAUACCUGCUUGAUUUAAAUGUGUCCAAAUGUGGAAUGUGUACAUUAAAUAUUUAUGUUUCUGCUUUUGUGAAAUAAGGGUGUUGGCCUAUAAAACGACCCAGGGCAUAAAUUAAUGUGUUUUUUGAAGUUGGAAGAUGGCUUUACAAAUGCAUAAUACUGUAAUUAGCUGGGUAUUUAGUCAUUUCCACAUCCUUGUGUCUUGUUUAUCCUAGUUUCCAUUACUUAACGCUGUCACCCAAUAAAUAAGGCUAUGCUAGAACACUGGAAAAAGGUAAUGUAGGGAGUCUUAAGGGCUCCUUCUGAAAGGCCCCCCUUUCUGUUUGUAGUUUCUAAGUGCUGUUCCUGACUAAGGGUAAACCAAUUACCUCAUGAAAAAUGAAGACUAAUUCCCAGUGUGAAAACAAGGAAAUGAAAAACAGUGGAGUUUAUAUUACCUUGUUGAUGAGUCUGCCAUAUGAAUGCUAGAUUAUCGACAUUGUAGGGGCUCUGCCUAUUUUUUCAGUUUGGUUUUAUCUUAAACAUAUGGUUUCAAGUUCAUUACUCUGCAUUAAGAUCCUAAGUUUUGAAUUGGAUUUUAUUAAGUAGUUUUGACUUCCUUGAUAAGUAUUUUGAUUGUGUCUUCAAAAGUGGAAUUUAAUGAUUUAUAUAGGCAUAACGAUGAAAGUAAUGGUGGGGUCUAACAUUUUGCAUCUUGUGAGAGUAGGAGGAGUUGAAAACACUGGAGGGGAUGAAGGAAGUGCUUGGAAAUGUGACUCAUUUAUGAUUGGUGCCUAUAGGACUUAACCUAUCUUCUGAUUCUAGUGGAGAGGAAAAGGUUGAGAAUGCUCUGCCAGUCAGUAUUUAUAAAAAGGUUUCUUUACCUAAAGGCAUCCUUUUGGAGGAGGAAAUGAGUAGAGAGUUGUCCACUAAGGAAGGCUAUAAGAAGAAAAAGACGCAUGUGUUUUCUUUUGGAAUGAAUACUGAUUCUUGCCACCUCAUGCAUCUUUAGGCACUAGUGGAUGAAGAAGGGAAAAGGAGCAUACAAUCAUACCAUUAAUAGACUUUCAAUUGAUCAAAACAGAAAUUGAGGCACAGCAAGCUUGUCUUGGGCAGUAGAAAACAAUAUUGGGGCCAGGAGACUUCUUCAAUGCAAGUAAUAUUUCUUUGAUGGGGACUAAACGUAAAAUUGUUCCUUUGAUUUGGUGACAAACCUGGAAUGAAGUCUUUGAAGCCAUGUGGAACUUGAUGAGGGCCUCCAAGGAAGCUCCAGCAAGAUGAAGAAAAGUAGUAUUCUCUGAAAGCCCAGUUGUAUAUCCCUUUUGUUGGGACAACAUUAUUUGGAGGGUUUUGGGCAUCAACAGAGUUACUGAAUCAAAAUGACUCCACAGAUAGGGGAGUGUGUGUAUAUGUAUAUAUAUAUAAAUAUAUCAUCACACCACUGUCCAGGAAGACGUGUCCUUGAAGAAGCAUAGCACAAACCUGGUCAGAGCAGCCGAGGAGGACACACGCUCAGCAGGUGUCUUACCUGGGAAGCAGCACAAUUUAACUCCCUUGUCAUCUUUGCUUAUGAGAGAGAUUCCCAGUUUCAGCAUGUCCUCAGUAGAGACCAAAAAAGCAGGCUUGUUCCUUCAAGAAGUCUCCUAAAACCCCUGGAGCAGCCAUUUCCAGAAGAAAAUAAUGUGUCAGAUGCCUGUGAAUGGACUAUCUAACCAAGUGACUCAAUAAGAUAUUCAUGGAAGAAUGGUAAAAAAAACUGAAGAAAAGGAGGAGACAUCACAGCUUUCCCAGACUGGGAGUUAAAAUAUGGAAUGUGUUUUACUGCUGACUGAACACAACCAAAUGAACUGUACUGACAGUAGUUUGAAAACCAGCAGUUAGCAGUUUGUUCAGGCUCUAACAUUAUCCAGCACUUUCCAGAGCAAACUCACUGUUUACAAGAACUCUCGGCCUUACGACGUUUAUAACCUCAAGCUUUGUUUAUUUAAAAUAUUUCUGCAAAAGAAAAGUACCCGGAGCCCCUUUCCAAAAUGGCUAUGGAUGAGUAUUUGUGGAUGGUCAUUUUGGGUUUUAUCAUAGCUUUUAUCUUGGCAUUUUCUGUUGGUGCAAAUGAUGUUGCCAAUUCAUUCGGUACUGCUGUGGGCUCUGGUGUGGUGACCUUGAGACAGGCAUGCAUUUUGGCUUCGAUAUUUGAAACCACCGGCUCAGUAUUACUGGGAGCCAAAGUAGGAGAGACCAUUCGAAAAGGUAUCAUUGAUGUGAACCUAUACAACGACACAGUAGAAACACUAAUGGCUGGGGAAGUUAGUGCAAUGGUUGGUUCAGCUGUUUGGCAGCUGAUCGCGUCCUUCCUGAGACUUCCGAUCUCAGGCACUCACUGCAUUGUUGGCUCUACUAUAGGAUUCUCACUUGUUGCAAUUGGUACCAAAGGUGUGCAGUGGAUGGAACUUGUCAAGAUCGUUGCUUCAUGGUUUAUAUCUCCACUGUUGUCUGGUUUCAUGUCUGGUGUGCUAUUUGUACUGAUCAGAAUUUUCAUCUUAAAAAAGGAGGACCCUGUUCCCAAUGGCCUCCGGGCACUUCCAGUGUUCUAUGCUGCUACAAUAGCAAUAAAUGUAUUUUCCAUCAUGUACACAGGAGCACCAGUGCUGGGCCUGGUCCUUCCCGUGUGGGCCAUCGCGCUCAUCUCCUUUGGGGUAGCACUGCUCUUCGCCGUUUUUGUGUGGCUCUUUGUGUGUCCGUGGAUGCGGAGGAAAAUAACAGGCAAAUUACGAAAAGAAGGUGCUUUAUCACGAGCCUCUGAUGAAAGCCUCAAUAAAGUUCAGGAAGUGGAGUCCCCAGUAUUUAAAGAGCUACCAGGUGCCAAGACUACUGACGACAGCACGGUUCCUCUCACGGGGUCAGCUGGGGAGACCCCUGGGACCUCAGAAGGCACAUCAACGGUAAACCAUCCCAGGGCCUCCUACGGAAGGGCGCUCUCCAUGACCCACGGCUCCACCAAGUCACCCAUCUCCAACGGCACCUUCGGCUUCGACGGCCACACGAGGAGUGACGCGCACGUGUACCACACCGUGCACAAAGACUCGGGGCUCUACAAAGACUUGCUGCACAAAAUUCACACGGACCGGGGCCCGGAGGAGAGGCCCGCCCAGGAAAACAACUACCGGCUGCUGCGGCGGAACAACAGUUACACCUGCUACACGGCUGCCAUCUGCGGGCUGCCGGUGCACUCGGCCUUCAAAGCUGCCGACUCGUCGUCGGCACCGGAGGACAGUGAAAAGCUGGUGGGCGACACUGUGUCCUAUUCGAAAAAGAGACUCCGCUAUGACAGCUACUCCAGCUACUGCAACGCGGUAGCAGAGGCCGAGAUCGAGGCAGAAGAGGGAGGCGUGGAGAUGAAGCUGGCCUCAGAGCUCACAGACUCAGACCAGCCUCGGGAGGACCCUGCAGACGAGGAGAAGGAGGAGAAAGACACAGCUGAGGUCCACCUCCUCUUCCAUUUUCUGCAAGUCCUGACGGCCUGUUUUGGAUCCUUUGCUCACGGCGGCAAUGAUGUGAGUAAUGCCAUUGGUCCCCUGGUAGCUUUGUGGCUGAUUUAUGAACAAGGCGCAGUCCUGCAAGAAGCAGUUACCCCUGUCUGGCUGCUGUUUUAUGGAGGAGUUGGAAUUUGCACAGGUCUCUGGGUUUGGGGGAGAAGAGUAAUCCAGACCAUGGGCAAGGACCUCACUCCUAUCACACCAUCCAGCGGCUUCACCAUUGAACUGGCCUCGGCUUUCACAGUGGUGAUGGCCUCCAACAUCGGGCUUCCUGUCAGCACCACACACUGCAAGGUGGGCUCCGUGGUGGCCGUGGGCUGGAUCCGCUCCCGGAAGGCUGUGGACUGGCGCCUCUUCCGAAACAUCUUUGUGGCGUGGUUUGUGACUGUCCCCGUGGCUGGGGUAUUCAGUGCUGCUAUCAUGGCUCUUCUCAUGUACGGGAUCCUUCCAUACGUGUGAUCUGUCUUCUUCCAGCCAGUAACUAAGGAAAGGGGUGGUCUGGUGCGGGUCUGUGUGGGAGGGGUGUCUUGCCCGUGUCCCUUCCACAUGAUUCCACACCACACUGCUCACCGAGGCUGUGGGAUCAUCCUCCAGAGCUAACUUAACUACUGUACAUAAUCAUGUGCAUUAAACUGGUAUCUUGGUGAUAUAACGUGGUGCAGUUACUUAUAUAUUAAAUAUAUAUUGUAUACAUAGAAUAGGUAGCAUUAUUUCAUAUUCAGAAUGGGAGUGGAGAUAUUUGCCUAGAGUAUUCAGCAAAUCUUUGUACAUAAUGAUUUUAGUGGCAAAUUUUACGACCCUUUUAAAAGGAAAAUAUAGAUUGGAAGUGGUAUUUUCCCCAUUUAAUAUACUGUAAGAUAAGUGAGAUACAAGAUGGCGGAUACACAUUUGGGAAGGUGUACACAUGGUUACUGUUGAAUAAUACUGGAACAGGAGUUCACAAGUGCUUUCACUGAAGAAUUUGUUUAUAUAAUGUGUAUUGAUUAUUAUGUAAUAUAUCAUAAUUGCUUCUGUAAAUACUUAAAACUGUAAUUUUUUAAUGGUGUGCUUCCCUUAUACUUUUUUGAUCAGAGAAUUUUGGAAAGUACCAAAGAAGCAGGGGAAUAGUUUGCCAGUAUUAUAUUUUCAUAUUGUAUGUUUCCCCUUCUCAUUAAUCCUACCAUUAACCUGGGAUGUAGCUAGACCACUGUGCCCCGGCCUGCCCAGAGCAGUAGUGUGUGGGGUGGGGCACUGCCCCCCAUCAUGUGCACAUCCCACUCGGAGUUCCCCACCCCACCCAACCCACCACUGCUGCCACUUGCCGGAUACUGGUAGCCCUGCAGUGGCCCUUCAUUGCUGUCAAGAGUAGAGAAUGCACAGCGUAAGGACACGUGAUCAAGCACUACAUAUAAAGUCCAGUUGAAAUGUCCACCCCUCUCCCUCCCCGGCAGUCUGAACAGCAGAAUUUGUCUCAAACAUUCAAGUGAGUGCUUUAACAUUCUGGAUAUCUGGGAGGGGGAUGAGGGGAUCUGAGAGGAUACAGUGGAUUUGAGGAUUUCUUGGAGGCCUUUACUAAGCUGACAGCCUGAUGCUCUACUGUAGUCCCACUGGAUUCUCUUCUUUGUUAAUAGCGGGAGGGAGGAAGUAUGACUAAUGUUAGAGCCUGAAACUAUGGAAAUGCUGCUAAAAUUUUUAUAUUGACAAACAUUUUCUUGGUACUUCAUUGUGAUUUUUCAUUAAUCAACCAUAUUAAAUUUAUAAUAAAAAAUGUCCCUCAAGAGUUUGCCUCAGAAGUUUUUUCUCUAAAUGUAU
Molecule: messenger RNA, 6132 nt
Organism: Talpa occidentalis (Iberian mole)
Lineage: Eukaryota; Metazoa; Chordata; Mammalia; Eulipotyphla; Talpidae
Gene: SLC20A2
Product: solute carrier family 20 member 2
Exons: 14
Coding region: 2839-4800 (653 amino acids)
Biological process (GO): phosphate ion transmembrane transport
Cellular component (GO): membrane
Molecular function (GO): phosphate transmembrane transporter activity
Source: RefSeq, a predicted model, not a curated record